AUGGCUCUCGUGCAGACCGAUCCCGACGCGUACGUCAUCAAGCCAGCGGCUUCUGCGCCUGCCAUCGACACCAGCGACUGGCCGCUCCUGCUCAAAAACUAUAGCGACCUCCUCGUCCGCACAUCGCACUACACCCCCAUUCCCAACGGUUGUGCGCCUUUGUCACGAGACCUCAAGUCGUACAUCAGCUCUGGUGUCAUCAAUCUUGACAAGCCCUCCAACCCGUCCAGCCACGAAGUUGUAUCAUGGAUCAAGCGAAUGCUGAGGGUUGAGAAGACUGGACACAGCGGUACCCUAGAUCCCAAGGUUACUGGUUGUCUCAUCGUCUGCAUCGACCGCGCGACCCGUCUUGUCAAGUCUCAGCAGGGAGCUGGAAAGGAGUAUGUCUGUGUCAUUCGCCUGCAUGACAAGCUUCCCGGAGGCGAGGCUCAAUUUGCGCGUGCUCUCGAGACACUGACCGGAGCGCUUUUCCAACGUCCACCGCUAAUUUCGGCCGUCAAGCGCCAGCUGCGUAUCCGUACCAUCCACGAGAGCAAGCUAUACGAGUUCGACAACGAGAGGCAACUGGGGGUGUUCUGGGUGAGCUGCGAAGCUGGAACCUAUAUCCGUACGCUCUGCGUACACCUCGGUCUUCUGCUCGGUGUAGGUGCCCACAUGCAGGAACUUCGUCGUGUCAGGAGUGGAGCCAUGGACGAGACCAAGGAUCUGGUUACACUACACGAUGUUCUUGACGCACAAUGGCUGCAUGACAACAACCGCGAUGAAUCUUACUUGCGCAAAGUCAUUGCCCCUCUCGAGAGUCUGUUGAUGAGCUACAAGCGCAUUGUUGUUAAGGACAGUUCAGUCAACGCAAUCUGUUACGGUGCAAAGCUGAUGCUUCCCGGUCUUUUGCGGUUCGAAAAGGGCAUUGAGAUCCAUGAGGAGGUAGUCCUGAUGACCACCAAGGGUGAGGCUAUUGCACUGGCCUACGCGCAGAUGUCAGCUGUUGAAAUGUCUUCGUGUGACCAUGGUGUCGUCGCAAAGAUCAAGCGUGUCAUCAUGGAGCGUGACCUUUACCCCAGGAGGUGGGGCAUGGGCCCUGUUGCGACUGAAAAGAAGAAGAUGAAGGAGGCCGGUACACUCGACAAAUUUGGGCGUCCUAAUGAGAAGACACCUGCCAAGUGGAACACCGAGUACAAGGACUUCAAUAGGACCGACGUCGACGGGGUUUCUGCACCCGUCGCUGAGACCACGUCUGCAGCCGAUGUUCUUGCUGCUCCUGCAGUCGCACCGACAGGAGAAGAUGCGGAAUGUAUGGAGGUUGACAGCAAGAGCAAGAGCAAGAAGCGCAAGAGUCGUGGCGAGGAUGAGGAGGAUGCUGAGGAGAAGGCUGAGCGUAAAAAGAAGAAGAAGGAGGAGAAAGCCGCGAAGAAGGCAGCGAAAAAGGACAAGAAGAAGGCCAAGGACAGUGACUCGGACUCGGACUGA
This is a messenger RNA of Plenodomus lingam JN3, 1467 nucleotides long. It is a transcript of the gene CBF5, whose product is annotated as centromere/microtubule-binding protein cbf5. Gene Ontology annotation, cellular component: box H/ACA snoRNP complex. The record is from RefSeq and is a predicted model, not a curated record. Gene Ontology annotation, molecular function: pseudouridine synthase activity; RNA binding. NCBI's taxonomy places the organism in Eukaryota, Fungi, Ascomycota, Dothideomycetes, Pleosporales, Leptosphaeriaceae. Gene Ontology annotation, biological process: mRNA pseudouridine synthesis; rRNA pseudouridine synthesis; snRNA pseudouridine synthesis.